This is a messenger RNA of Carya illinoinensis, 1695 nucleotides long. RefSeq names its product protochlorophyllide reductase. Lineage: Eukaryota; Viridiplantae; Streptophyta; Magnoliopsida; Fagales; Juglandaceae. The transcript has 5 exons. The record is from RefSeq and is a predicted model, not a curated record. Gene Ontology annotation, molecular function: protochlorophyllide reductase activity. Bases 107 to 1309 code for a protein of 400 amino acids.
AUCUUAGUCAGCAACACUAUAACUAUUCUCUCUCUCUCUCACUAAUCAGAAUUGAUUCAGAAAGAAAGAUAAUAUCAGUUGCCAGUCGAAACAUUCCAGUCUUCCCAUGGCUCUCCAAGCAGCGCUUUCACUUCCUUCUGCUAUUUCCAUCCACAGAGGGGGGAAGUCCAAUAUUUCUCUCAAGCACUCGGGUCUAUUUGGAGCUUCAGUAUCCAACCUUUUAAAAAAUGAAAUCAAGUGUCCUCUGAUUAGGAGCCAGGAAGUUGGAAAAAUGAAACUUCUUUUUGGGACCAUUAGAUCCCAAACAGCAACUACAACUCCAGCUAUCGACCAGGCUGCACCAGAAGCAAAGAAGACUUUGAGAAAGGGCACUGUGAUAAUCACUGGAGCCUCCUCUGGAUUGGGCCUGGCCACAGCAAAGGCUCUAGCUGAAACGGGGAAAUGGCACGUAAUUAUGGCAUGCAGGAAUUUCCUCAAGGCUGAGAGAGCUGCCAAAUCAGUCGGCAUUGCCAAGGAAAACUAUACCGUUAUGCAUCUUGAUCUUGCCUCCCUUGACAGUGUUCGGCAAUUUGUAGAUAACCUCCGUGGUUUGGCCAGGCCAAUUGAUGUUCUGGUUUGCAAUGCUGCUGUUUACCAACCCACAGCUAAGGAGCCAUCGUUCUCGGCUGAGGGGUUUGAACUGAGUGUGGGGACAAACCAUCUUGGGCACUUCCUCCUUGCUCGGCUUCUGCUUGACGACAUAAAGCAAUCAGAUUACCCAUUCAAGCGUCUCAUCAUUGUUGGCUCCAUUACAGGUAACACAAACACCCUGGCUGGGAAUGUACCACCAAAGGCAAACCUUGGAGAUCUAAGAGGUCUUGCAGGAGGCUUGAAUGGCAUAAACGGCUCGCCAAUGAUAGAUGGAGGAGAUUUCGAUGGUGCCAAGGCCUACAAAGACAGCAAAGUCUGCAACAUGCUCACCAUGCAAGAAUUCCAUAGGCGCUACCAUGAGGAGACAGGAAUCACCUUUGCUUCUCUCUACCCUGGUUGCAUUGCUACGACAGGCUUGUUUAGGGAGCAUAUUCCCCUGUUCAGGCUUCUAUUCCCACCUUUCCAGAAGUACAUUACCAAAGGCUAUGUUUCCGAAGAGGAGGCGGGGAAAAGACUUGCACAGGUUGUGAGCGACCCAAGCCUGACAAAAUCGGGUGUUUACUGGAGCUGGAACAAGAAUUCAUCCUCAUUCGAGAACCGGCUUUCCAAAGAAGCCAGCGAUCGAGAGAAAGCACGUAAGCUGUGGGAGAUCAGUGAAAAGCUUGUAGGUUUGGCGUAAAUGGGCACCAAGGAAAAAAAAAAAAUCCUGAGUACAGUUGUGAAGUAAAAUGUAUGUUAGAGAGUCUUAACCAAUACGCAGUACCCCCAAGGACGUUUCUCCUUUGCAAAUGCAAAAAUAAAAGAACAAAAGGUUUCACUCUUCUAUAUACAGUACUUUGAGCCAGGCAAGAAGAGAAGUUACUAUGAAGAUCAGAACUCUUUGAAACCAACUCCAGAGUUUGAUGCACCAUUAGCAACUGGUCCAAAAUAAAAUAAAAUAAAACUGUGUUUAGGAGUUGGAAAUGGACGUUAGAGAAGCAAUUGUGCCUCCUGGUUCACCAACAUCCAAGUUGCAAACUCGAACAAUCAUAUGAGUUUUAGAAGGGCUGGUGUACAUUUUAAUUA